UCUUGGUACAGUAUCUUUCUUCCAUAGCCUGUACCUACUGUUUGUGUAGGUGUAGAUCCCAGACUAGGUUGAUUUCAUUUCCUAUGCAUCUGACAAAAGUUAAUAUUCACCCCACUAUUUUAAUAUUACUCCAAUAUAUUCAACGGAAAUAAUUAAAUGCCGGUUUGCUUUUCCUCGAUAAUACUCCUAAACAACUCCCCCUCUCCUCUAUAAAUAUGUAGUCGAGCCCAUCCCCAAUUUGCUGCCAUCCAAGUUCAUAAAAUCAUUUUCUUUCUUCUCAUAAAAUUAAACUUCGAUGGGUGAAGAAGGUAGCCUUUUGAUAAUUGUGACCACACUAGUUAUUGGUUUUGUAAUUGGCAUCAUUUUGAACCAUUUUUGGCCUUUGUUCUUCAAGAUUAAUAAUAAUGGUAGUACUACUCUUGUAAUUCCCAAGGGCACUUUUGGAUGGCCUUUACUUGGUGAAACCCUUUCCUUUUUGAAGCCUCAUCCUUCUAAUUCUAUUGGUGCUUUCCUUCAACAACACUGUUCUAGGUAUGGGAAAGUGUUCAAAUCCCAUUUGUUUUUCUCCCCAACAGUGGUAUCUUGUGACCAAGACCUUAAUUACUUCAUACUACAGAAUGAAGAUAAGUUAUUUCAGUGUAGUUACCCAAAGCCUAUACAUGGUAUUCUUGGAAAAGUUUCACUGCUUGUGGCUGUUGGUGACACACACAAAAGGCUUAGGAACGUUUCAUUAUCACUAAUCAGCACCAUCAAGUCAAAUCCUGAGUUUAUUAAUGAUGUGGAAAGAUCAGCCCUUCAGAUUCUUCAAUCUUGGAAAGAUAAAGAACAAGUCAUCUUCUGGGAGGAGUCAAGAAAGUUUUCAUUUAAUGUGAUAGUGAAGCAAGUUCUUGGAUUAACUCCGGAUGAUCCACGAAGUGCAACAAUUCUUCAAGAUUUUCUUGCAUUCAUGAGAGGCCUAAUUUCUUUACCACUCUACAUACCUGGAACUCCAUAUGCAAGAGCUGUGCAGGCUAGAAGCAGAAUAUCUUCUAAUAUCAAAGCAAUUAUAGAGGAUAGAAGAAGAAAACAUGCUGGUGGUGAUAGUAAAAGGAAUGAUUUUCUAGAGAUACUUCUUUGUGUUGAUACCUUAUCUGAAGAUGAAAAAGUUAGCUUUGUUCUUGAUUCCCUACUUGGUGGUUAUGAGACCACUUCCCUUCUUAUGGCUAUGGUUGUAUUUUUUGUUGGUCAAUCACAAAAGGCUCUUGAUCAACUUAAGCAAGAGCAUGAUAACAUACGAAGCACGAAGGAAAAGGAGGAGCUUUUGAAUUGGGAAGAUUACAAGAAGAUGGACUUCACUCAAAAGGUCAUAAAUGAAGCUCUCAGAUAUGGGAAUGUUGUCAAAUUCGUGCACCGAAAGGCCCUUAAAGACGUCAAUUUUAGAGAUUAUGUGAUUCCAGCAGGUUGGAAGGUCCUACCAGUAUUUAGUGCAGUUCAUUUGGACCCAUCAGUACAUGCCAAUGCCCUCCAGUUUAAUCCUUGGAGAUGGGAGAGUGAUGAGCAAAUAUGCAAGAAAUUGACUCCUUUUGGGGGAGGGUCGAGGUGUUGCCCUGGAUUUGAACUUGCAAAGGUUGAAGUAGCAUUCUUCCUCCACCACCUUGUACAAAAGUACCGAUGGGACGUAGAAGAAGGAGAACAACCUAUUGCAUAUCCAUAUGUGGAGUUCAAAAAUGGUUUAACAAUCAGAUUGCAUCAAAAUUCUACUUAGGCCCUGCAAUAUUUGAGUAUAUGGUCAUGGAUUAGGCAACACAUUGUGAUGAAAAUUCCAAUGACAACACCAAAAUCAGGUAGUCCAAUGCUAUGUCAUUUGUAUACAGGAGCUCAUCAUGAAGAUCUCUUCCUAAUUCGGAUAUCUGUUCUCCCUCGUACAGAAAGAAAACAGGAUUUCCUUUUUCUUUUCUUUUUGUGUAUGAUCGAUAUACAUAAUUCCACGGAGAAAAUCCUAUAAUCUUUCAGUAGUUUCUUCA
Lycium ferocissimum is the source of this 2003-nucleotide messenger RNA. RefSeq names its product cytochrome P450 724B1-like. Gene Ontology annotation, molecular function: monooxygenase activity; iron ion binding; oxidoreductase activity, acting on paired donors, with incorporation or reduction of molecular oxygen. The record is from RefSeq and is a predicted model, not a curated record. The coding region runs from base 296 to 1744 and encodes 482 amino acids. The transcript is spliced from 9 exons. Lineage: Eukaryota; Viridiplantae; Streptophyta; Magnoliopsida; Solanales; Solanaceae. Gene Ontology annotation, biological process: sterol metabolic process.